Molecule: messenger RNA, 3030 nt
Organism: Mus pahari (shrew mouse)
Lineage: Eukaryota; Metazoa; Chordata; Mammalia; Rodentia; Muridae
Gene: Irf2bp2
Product: interferon regulatory factor 2 binding protein 2
Exons: 2
Coding region: 101-1813 (570 amino acids)
Biological process (GO): regulation of transcription by RNA polymerase II
Cellular component (GO): nucleus
Molecular function (GO): transcription corepressor activity
Source: RefSeq, a predicted model, not a curated record
GACGCGGGCUUGGGCCGGCCGGCGCGCGCGCGCGGGGUCCACGGGGGGCGGCGGCGUCCCCUCACCCGGCUCCUCCUGCGGCGCGGCGGGCUGUGCGGACAUGGCCGCGGCGGUGGCGGUGGCGGCCGCCUCUCGGCGCCAGUCGUGCUAUCUGUGUGACCUGCCCCGCAUGCCCUGGGCCAUGAUCUGGGACUUCACGGAGCCCGUGUGCCGCGGCUGCGUCAACUACGAGGGAGCCGACCGCGUGGAGUUCGUCAUCGAGACGGCGCGCCAACUGAAGCGUGCUCACGGCUGCUUCCCGGAGGGCCGCUCCCCGACCGGUGCACAGCCCGCAGCCGCCAAGCCACCGCCACUGUCGGCCAAGGACCUACUGCUGCAGCCGCCGCCGCAGCUGGGCCACGCGGGCGCCGAGGCCGCGCGCGCUCAGGCUAUGGAGCGCUACCCACUGGCGCCGGAUCGUGCCCCGCGCCUGGCCUCCGACUUCAGCACGCGUGCGGGUGCAGGCCUCCCACAGUCGGCCGCGCAGCAGCCCGCGCCGGCGAACGGCAUCCUGGUGCCCAACGGGUUCUCCAAACUGGAGGAGCCGCCCGAGCUGAAUCGCCAGAGCCCGAACCCUCGGCGUGCACACGCCGUUCCGCCCACCCUGGUGCCUCUGGUCAACGGUUCUGCGGCGCUGGGGCUGAGCGGCCGUGCUGCGGCCACACUGGCCGCGGUGAGCGGAACACCGGGCCUGGGAGCUCAGCCCGCCGAGUUGGGCACCCACAAACGCCCGGCGUCUGUGUCGAGCGCGGCGGCGGAGCACGAGGCACGCGAGCCGAGCAAGGAGAAGGCGCAGCCCGCGCACCGGAGCCCGGCCGACAGCUUAUCCAGCGCGGCCGGGGCGAGCGAGCUGAGCGCUGAAGGUGCAGGCAAAGGCCGCGCUCCCGGGGAGCAGGACUGGGCCAGCAGGCCUAAGACGGUGCGGGACACGCUCCUGGCGCUGCACCAGCACGGCCACUCGGGGCCCUUCGAGAGCAAGUUCAAGAAGGAGCCGGCUCUGACUGCAGCAGGCAGGUUGUUGGGUUUCGAGGCCAACGGGGCCAACGGGUCUAAAGCAGUUGCAAGGACAGCAAGGAAAAGGAAGCCUUCCCCAGAACCGGAAGGGGAAGUCGGGCCCCCUAAGAUCAAUGGUGAGGCACAGCCUUGGCUGUCCACUUCCACAGAAGGGCUCAAGAUCCCCAUCACCCCUACAUCCUCUUUUGUGUCUCCACCACCCCCUACUGACUCUCCUCAUUCCAACCGGACCACACCGCCUGAAGCGGCCCAGAAUGGCCAGUCCCCAAUGGCAGCCCUGAUUUUAGUAGCAGACAAUGCCGGGGGCAGUCAUGCCUCGAAAGAUGCCACCCAGGUUCACUCCACCACCAGGAGGAACAGCAGCAGCCCGCCCUCUCCCUCCUCUAUGAACCAAAGAAGGCUUGGACCCAGAGAGGUGGGGGGCCAGGCCACCGGCAGCACCGGAGGACUGGAGCCUGUGCACCCCGCCAGCCUUCCAGACUCCUCUCUGGCAGCCAGCGCCCCCCUGUGCUGCACCCUCUGCCACGAGCGGCUGGAGGAUACUCACUUCGUGCAGUGCCCGUCCGUCCCUUCGCACAAGUUCUGUUUCCCUUGCUCCAGACAAAGCAUUAAACAGCAGGGCGCUAGCGGAGAGGUCUAUUGCCCAAGUGGGGAGAAAUGUCCUCUGGUGGGCUCCAAUGUCCCCUGGGCCUUCAUGCAAGGAGAGAUUGCUACCAUCCUCGCUGGAGACGUGAAAGUGAAGAAGGAGAGAGACUCGUGACUUUCUGCGUUCAGAAAAGCCCAUGGUUACCCUUAACUCAAACUUGUUGAACUGUAUAUAGAUCUCCAUACAUAUAUAUAUAUAUAUAUAAAUAUAUAUAUCCAAGACAAGGGAAAUGUAGACUUCAUAAACAUGGCUGUAUAAUUUUGAUUUUUUUGAAUACAUUGUGUUUCUAUAUUUUUUUUGACGACAAAAGGUAUGUACUUUAAGGCAUUUUCUUCUUUUGUUAAUAUUGUUAGGUUGUUCUUGCUUGACUCUUCAGGUGACAGUUGCUGUUCUAUGUAGGCUGCGACUUGGCUACUUUUGUUUUUUUUUUGUUUUGUUUUGGGUUUUUUGGGUUUGUUUGUUUGUUUUUAAAGAGCACUUGGCAAACAAAUGCUUCUAGCCGUAUUUGUAUGCACUUAUUUUAAAAAAGAAAAAAAAAGCCAAAUACAUUUUUUUUCUGACAUUGUAAGAUUGAUUGCCUUACUGUCAUUUCUCCUCACUGGCCUCUCUCAGGCUGGAGGCCAGUUGGUGGAGGAGAAAGGAAGUGAGUGGAAGGGGGACAGCUGUCACAAGGGCAUCCCCCAACCCUUGCCCCCCCCCCUCCGGAAAUGUCACCCACCUAGCAGGCCCUUUCCGAGGGAGGGAAAAUGGGGUUUGAAUCUUGUCAACGGUUCAGCUCUUGCAAUACUGGUCCUCAGAGGUGCUGCUGAAAGGUUAUUUGCAACGUUGUGUGUUGGGGGGGGGGGUUUGUUUUGUUUUUAUCGAAGGCAAGCUAGCCAAUGUUCACCCUGCCCACGUGACCGGUUGUAAGCUUUCAGUGCUGCGUGCUCCUCCUCCUCCUCCUCCUCCUCCUCCUCGGUUGCCCCACGGGUGGUUCCAGCUGUAGAAGUAGUUGUCAGGGCGGUGUGGAAAUCAGGUGGCAUUCCAUCAGCCUGGCUCUCUGCGGUGCUCCUGAAGUGUUGCAGGCCCCGGGUGAACUUGUGGGAUUGGAUUCGUGUCUGUUGCGUGUUUUCUUCUGUUCUGGUGUGUUUGGUCUACCUGUUCAGUUCUUGCCUGCGUGUUGUCCCCGAUGUGACGACUGCUUACUGCAGUGUGCACGUUGACCGUCACAGCCCUGGGUGCUGCCAGGAGGACCCGUGGGCGUUGUCAGUGGUGGGGCCCAGUGUGGGUAGAGGAAGCCUGCAGUUUUUCCUUAGGUGUGUCUGAAAUACUAAGAGAAUAAUACUGUUCUG